AUGAGCCAGCAGCGUCCUUCUCUCCUUGAUCUUUCUGGAAGCCAGGAGAAGAUGGGGCUCCUUGACGAUAGCAACGACAAAACGGGCCAGUGGCUACCGAUUCUCGCAGCCCCAGUCGUCAAGCUCGGCACAUUGCACUGGCGACAGCUCUUCGUUCGAUUUCUUAUCUUCCUUAUUCCCAGUUUCCUCCAGGGCCGAAUAGUCAGGGACACGGGACGCCCCGCCAAACUCUUUCCUACCUCAUACCUGGAUGGUAUGCGAGGUUUGGCUGCGCUCUUCGUUUUCUUCUGCCACUAUUUCUAUCAGGCCUUCACUAUCGCAGAAGGUUAUGGCUGCGGAGAAACCAACUAUCACAUCCUCAAGCUUCCUUUCUUGCGACUAUGGUACCAAGGUCCAGCCGCUGUCUGCGUCUUCUUCGUCAUUUCCGGCUACGCCUUGAGCUACCGACCCAUCAAGCUUGUCCGAAGUGGACAAUGGGGCGAGUUUUCCAACACCAUCAGCUCGCUGACCUUCCGACGUUUGAUUCGCCUGUAUCUUCCCCCAGCGAUCUCGACUCUCAUGGUUGUCAUGUUCCUUCGAAUUGGACUUUUUGAAUACACUCGCCAAUUCGCCACGGAUCGUAAAUUCCACAAGAACAUCAUGGAGCCGCAUCCAUGGAGAAUGGAGACUACACGCGAACAGUUGAGUGAUUGGGCAGCUCAGAUGUUCAAGUUUGUUCACGUCUGGGACUGGGGUGGCGGUGGUGGUAGAGUUGCGUACGAUGUCCAUCUUUGGACAAUUCCUAUUGAGUAUCGGUGCUCUCUAUACCUCUUCCUCGUCAUCGUGGGCACUGCCCGCCUGCAGGCUCGAAUGCGACUCCUCACUGUUUUCGGCAUUUUCGUCUUCACAUACUGGAACUCGAGAUGGGACUUCUUGCUUUUCUUGGCUGGCAUGCUCCUCGCGGAGAACGAUCUGAUCCGAGGUGCCCACGACCCUGUAUUGCCCAAGGAUGAGGACGACAAGAGUACCUCUCGCAAGUGUAGCACUUCAUGGUUUUGGGAUGCCCUCGCACUUCUCGGCCUGUACCUUCUCGGCCAGCCAGAUGGUCGAGGUGAAAUAACCCCUGGAUGGAUCUAUCUGACUUCGCUUAUCCCUACUUGGUGGGGUGCUGAGCCGUUCAGAUACUGGCAGGGAAUCGGUGCAGUUGUCUUUAUAUAUGCUGUGGCACAUUCAGCGUUUUGGCAGCGAUUCUUUAAUUCUGGCGUCGUGCAAUAUUUCGGCAAGAUCUCGUACGCCAUCUAUCUGAUGCAUGGUCCAGCAAUGCACAUUGUCGGGUAUCACUUUGAAAAUUGGGCGUACAGUGUCACGGGACUGGAAGGGUACCAGUACAACGCGGGUUUUAUUCUGGGUGCUUGUUUCUGCAUUCCAACCGUCAUCUGGUGGGCCGAUAUCUUCUGGCGGGCCGUGGAUAUUCCCACCGUCAAGUUUGCCAAGUGGUUUGAGAGCAAAUGUGUCGUCAAAGCGUAA
Messenger RNA from Clonostachys solani, 1506 nucleotides. The record is from the annotation of a GenBank genome assembly. NCBI's taxonomy places the organism in Eukaryota, Fungi, Ascomycota, Sordariomycetes, Hypocreales, Bionectriaceae.